This is a messenger RNA of Eruca vesicaria subsp. sativa (arugula), 927 nucleotides long. Lineage: Eukaryota; Viridiplantae; Streptophyta; Magnoliopsida; Brassicales; Brassicaceae. The record is from the annotation of a GenBank genome assembly.
AUGGAAACCUUGACAGAGGAUCUAUGGAUGAUGGUACUUGCGAAAUUACCGAUUAAGAUUUUCACUGGUUUGAAACUUGUUUGCAAGCAGUGGAAAUCAGUUUUGGAGUCUCCUUUUUUCCGUGACAUUUUCCUGUCCCUGCGUCCAAACCCGCCCUCUUCUUCAUGGUCGCUCAUGUCCACCCUUGAAGAAGAUCCAGAGAUAGUAAGUCACUACCAAUGCGACACAUGGGGACUUGAUCGAUCUUUGGGCUCUUUCAUCGAGUCUUUCCUAGCCGACAAACAACAGAAGCACAAAGACCAACGAGUCAGUGUCGAGGCUUACUCGGAUGUUGGGUUGAUUUUGCUCCAUGUAGAGUCAACCAACACGGAGAAGGGAGUCAUCUACGUGGCUAACCCUGUUUCACGGGAAUGCGUAGAAAUCUUUCAUGAUGCUCUUCCUAUAGGGUUUGAAACGAAUGAAUCUUCCUGGGAUUGGGGACUUGUCGCACGAACCGAGAACGGCCACCUUUUGGAUUACAAGGUUGUCAUCCUUGAGAAAUAUAAGUGGUGCUUUGAGAUGUUAAGUUGUCUUAUAUAUUCAUCUGAGACAGGCUUGUGGAGUCUCGAAACUUUACAUAUUCCUCACUCUUGCCUCAUCCGUUAUCCUGGGUAUCCCAUUAGCUUGAACGGUAAUCUUCACUGGUUUGGCCGGAGCACGGACCGUCAUAGAGUUCUAAUAUCCAUGGAUAUUUAUACUACUAGCAUCAUGGGGUCUGUUCGAUGCCGUGUUACGCCUUUCCCUGACAUAGAGAAAACUACCAAGUUUGCAAGAGCUUGCACACCUUGUCAAGGAUUUCUCAUGUAUAUGAACAUCGUUUCCGUAACCAAAGUGGAUGGAAGCCUAGACAAUAAGUUGUGUGUAUGGAGGCUAAUGAGCGAGGGAUGA